Eriocheir sinensis (Chinese mitten crab) is the source of this 497-nucleotide messenger RNA. RefSeq lists its product as uncharacterized. The record is from RefSeq and is a predicted model, not a curated record. The transcript is spliced from 4 exons. Lineage: Eukaryota; Metazoa; Arthropoda; Malacostraca; Decapoda; Varunidae. The coding region runs from base 55 to 414 and encodes 119 amino acids.
AACGCUGCCGUCAUUCAAAUAUCAACACACCGGCCCCUCGUGUAACUACCCGCCAUGGCUCCAAAUCUCAAAUGUGCGGCCUGCUGUGUUUGUGGGAAGAAACGGAGAACACACCCUGGUGUGAAGCUCCAUUUAUUCCCAAAGGAUGCCAGAAGGUGCCUCCAGUGGGUGAAAGCCUUGAAAAUUGGCUUUCAAAAGCAUACUCAAGCCAUCUGUAGUGACCACUUUGAUGGGGUUCAUUUUGGCAGCAAGGGCCAGCUGCUGCCGACUGCAACCCCACGUCACACAGAUGGCCAUGAGGAGCAACCACCCACUGGGUUCCCGGCAUCAUCCCACAAUGCAGCCGCCAUUGACUUGGAGCCAGUGGAGUUGGAACUCUCCUCUACACAGAUUGUGCUGCCACAUUAUGGUUAGUGAAAAUUAAUUAUGGUAAUUACUUUACAUUGUAAUAAGCCAUUAAUAUUUUGCCAUGCUCAUUAUUAUUGUUGUUGUUUUAC